Messenger RNA from Fulmarus glacialis (Northern fulmar), 4281 nucleotides. RefSeq names its product centrosomal protein 162kDa (gene CEP162). The transcript is spliced from 26 exons. Gene Ontology annotation, biological process: cilium assembly. The coding region runs from base 1 to 4281 and encodes 1426 amino acids. Lineage: Eukaryota; Metazoa; Chordata; Aves; Procellariiformes; Procellariidae. The record is from RefSeq and is a predicted model, not a curated record. Gene Ontology annotation, cellular component: axonemal microtubule; centriole; centrosome.
AUGGCUCAUCGAAUUUCAAAAGAAGAAUUAGAUGAGCAGUUUGAAGAGUUUCUGAAAGAGUCUCUUUCAGAUGAUUCACUUGGAAAUUCAAAGAAAAAAUCCAGCAUUCUUGAGACAUUGGGACAGCCCAGGAAAAAAGAAACAAAGAAAAAGGAUUCAGUGCCGUGGUGGAUAUCUGAGGAAGAUUUGGAUGAUGGAAUGCUUGGAACCAAUGGAAGCUUUGUCAAGAUACAGAACACUUCACAGCCUAUGGGGGAAACUGAUGAGAACAUGCAUGUGGAAAAGAUGCAGCUUCAGAAAAGUGAUGGGGUUGCUGUCUGCUUAAGUAGAGACAGUCUGGAGACAAAUGAUUCAGUUUUAGCUUCUGAGCCUAAUCAAAGUAUCGUGGGAGCUGGAUUGGAUACCUUGGAAGAACAAGAAGAAAAAGAGAUCUUUUUUGCCAAACUCGAACGAGAAGCUUCCUCUACUAUUGAUUAUUCAAGAUUAAAUAAAGAGCUGGAUUCCAAUGAUUCUGUAUUACUAGCACCAUUUAUACGAAAGGAAGAAACAGAAAAAGGAGAAGAGGAAUCCACACAUGAAGAGAAAUUUGGCAGCUACAGUGAAGAUUUUGAAGAACAAACAGAUCCUAAUCCUGCCUUUAAAACUGAGGAAAGUCAGGUGAAUCAAAACAUCGUGUCAGGAGUUGAUUUAAGUCCUCAAGAACAGGAAGAAGCAAAGACUGGCAUGCUGGCUCAAGUUGUAUUACUUGAUUCACAAGAUUCAACUACAGAACUUCAAAAGGCUGUUGAAACAUCAGAUGUAGCUCUAGGUGAACAUUAUCUGCCUGAAGAAGUCAGUGGAAUUGAAAUGAAUGAAGCAGGCACUUCCUAUGGACAAACCACCAGUGACAUCGAAGCGUUACACCAAGCAUACCAUCAUAUUGAUCAGUCUUUGGGAGACACUGAUGAGCAAAACCUGCACAAUUCUGCAAUGGCAGUCUCAGAAUGCUUACUGCAAGGUGUUUCACAAAAUAAUGACAUCUAUUCAAAAAACAUGUCAACUGUUGAAUCAGAUUUACCUACUGUGGAAGAAUUGAUGAAACCAAUUAAAGGACAUUCAUGUAAUAUCAGAAGUUUUGAUGUGGAGCCUGAAAGUCCUGUGAAACUGGUAGGCAGCACAGCAAAUGACUUCGUCAGCCACUUGCCCUUUAAAGAGCACCAGAAUAACACAGUCUGGGAGACAAACUUACUUGAAAAAUUUAACAGAGAAGAGAGAAUUUUUCUGCAGACAGCUGUGAAUGACAAUAACUUCCAGAAGGUGACUGAGAAAGAAAUUCAGGCCAGUGAAGUACAGCCUGACGUACUAAGAGAAAAAAUAGUACAAGACUCUCUGCUUUCACAAGACAGCAAAACUAAACAAGCUCUUCAGUCUUGUUCCUUGAAGAAUGAAAGAUCAGAAUCAAUGACAACUAAACCAAUGUUAUACAAGAAUAUCAGAAGUCCAGCACCUUUACAUAAAAAGAAAUCUUCAUAUGGUCCUCAUGGGGUGGUUAGAAGUUCUGGGUAUGGGAAACCCACUUCCCUCUCAAAACAGUCUUUUCCGGUUAAUGAAAAGAAAACACCAAAAGAAACUUUCAAAAAGACGAGUGUGAAAGCCAAAAGUCCUGCAGAUAGAGCAAGAUCUAAAGAAGGCUUAUUUGCUACUAGGAUAAUAAGAUCUGCAACAAAUGAACCAGCUUCAAAGGGAAGUAUUAACAGAGUUAUGUCUGGCCAAUCAGUUGUCAAUAAUCUUGGACAUCAGGCUGUGGAUUAUUGCAGGCAGUAUCAGCAUGAUUUAUCAUUUUCUCCUAUCAAAAGUUGUGAUAGAGAACUAUAUUUGCUAAAACGAGUACAAGUUGCAGAGGAGGACCUGAACACAGCUCGUGACUUGAUUCAACAGCUAACCAGCACGGUUUCACAAAAAGAGAAAGAAAUAGAGACAAAGACAGUAGAAUUGAAAACACAGCAUGAAAAAGAGCUUUCUCGGUUGGGUCAGGAAAACUAUGUUCUUCAGAGUAAGUUAAGAAGUAUGGAAGAGCUGAGUGAAGAGAAGAGAUGGACCCAUCAUAUGGCAACAAUUCCUGUCACUGAAGAAAAACUGGCACAAAUACAAAAAGAAAUUGAAAAUCAAGAGGUCAUUAUUCAAGGUUAUCAACAGGAAAAUGAGAGGUUAUACAAACAAAUGAAAGAGCUACAAAUCCAAAACAAAAAAAAUGAGGAACGAAUGUUUAAGGAGAAUCAGUGUUUAAUGUCUGAAUUAAUAGCCCUAAGAGAAAAGAUAGAGAAAACUAAUACCCAGUCACGAAUCGUGCAGGAUUCUGAACCAGUCAGAAAUCAGAGUUUCACAGAAUUGAUUUCAGAGCUUCGAGCAGCACAGAAGGAAGAAACGAAAUUACAAGAAGAGAUAAGACGUCUCAAACAAGAUAAGCAAGCUCUUGAGGUAGACUUGGGACAAGCAAAGAAGGAGAGAGAUUUAGCAAAAGUCCAGAUUGCAUCCACAUCAGGUGAGAAGUCUUACGAAUUUAAAGUUAUGGAAGAAUCAUACAAACAGGAAAUUACUCAUUUAAAAAGACGACUUCAGUGGUAUGCAGAAAAUCAAGAUCUUCUGGAUAAAGAUGCAGCCCGUCUUAAAGAUGCAAGAGAAGAAAUUGAGAAACUAAAACUGGAGGUCGAGAAGCUCAGAGCUGAAGCUGGAGAUCAGUGUGCGCAACAGAAGAAACGUUUGCGAGACAGAGCAGCAGAUGCUAAAAGAAUUCAGGAUCUUGAGCGACAAAUCAGAGAAAUGGAAGGAAUUCUAAAAAGAAGGUAUCCAAAUUCUUUGCCAGCUUUGAUCUAUGCUGCUGCUGCUGCUGACAAAACUAAUGAUCUCUCAGCUAAAACACACACAGUCGAUUUUUUGGAGAGAAGAAUAAAAAAGUUAGAAACGGAACUUGAGGGUAAAGAUGACGAAGCUAAAAAAAGUCUCCGUACCAUGGAACAACAAUUUCAAAAAAUAAAGAUACAGUAUGAGCAAAGACUUGUAGAGCUUGAGCAACUACUUGCCUACAAAUUUAUGAGUGAAUCACCAAAACUGAAUGGUGGUAAAGCCAGUUCUACAGAACUUGAACAGGAGCUUCAGAAUCUAAAGAAGACCCAUCAGAUCACUGUUAAAAACCUCCAGACAGAAAUUGAAAACCUUAAAAGUCAAAAUACCCAAUUAAAACCUAGAAGUAAAAAGGAUAAUAAAGCCUUAGAGUCCACAGACUCUCACAUGAAACAAGGUAACACAAAAGACAGACUGUUAAAACUAAAUGAAGAACUGGUCACCAAAAAUAGAGAAAUACAAGACCUUACAAAAACUGUAGAGAAACUUCAAAAAGAAAGGAUGGUGAUGUUGUCUGAUAAUAAUUUGAGAAAUAAAACCGAUAAUAAGGAAAACUCUACAGAGAUCUUGAAAAAGAAUACCUCAGCAACAGAUAAAAGGAAUUCCAGCAACAGUGAACCCCUUCUAAGCAUUUUCAAUGAUGACAAAAUAUACCAACCACAUACCUUCUCUGCUUCUAAUCUCUCGGAAGUUCUGCAAGAAAAUGCACAGCUGAAAGAGGAGCUAGAGAGAUUGUCUCUAGAAAUGAACCAGCAGAGGGUGAAGUCUCAAGCAACACUGGCUUAUUCUGAAAAUAACAUACGAAGGGUACAGGAAGACACAGCAGAAUACAUUGCAUCUCUGAAAGCUUCCCAUCAGAGGGAAGUGGAGAAGAUUCUUUGCCAGCACGCAAGGGAGCAUUCUACUUCUAAAGUAGCUGAACUAAGCAGCAGAAUUUCAACACAAGAGAUAUUAAUAAAACAUCUCCAAGAACAAAUCAGUAAACAACAGAGACAUCAGGAAGCCCUUUUAGUUUCACAGAUGCGAGAGGAACUCCUACAAAAAGAGGUGACAAAACUGUUGGAAGAACUGAGAGAGGCUAAGGAGAGCCAGAGUCCUGAAAUGAAACAUUUCUUGUGCCUGGAAAAGAAAAUCAAGCAUAUAGAGACAAGACAUGCAGAAAGAGAGCAAGAAAUUCGAAAGGCAUCCCAACUGACACAACAUAUUACUGAAGCAAGGCAAACCCACGAGGUUGAGAAGUGGCGACGACUGGCACAACGGAAGAAUCAAGAACUGGAGAAAUUUCGAGUGGAAUUGGAUUCAAUAUUAGAUGUUUUACGUGAACUGCAGAAACAAGGGGUUGUUAUUCCUGCACCUAAUUCCAGUAGAUUCAGCAUGACAGUUGUUGGAAGACCUAAUUAG